AUGCGGAAUCACAUCGUGUUUUUGUUCAUGUUUAUUGUUUCAGUUUCAUGUCUUGGAUGUCUUCAAGCUCAUCAACAUGACCACCACCAUGAUCACGAUCACGAUCAGGUUGAUAAUCCAUCAUUCAAAUAUUCUCGACAAGCAAAUGAACAACAUCAUCAUGGACAUUCACAUGAAGCAGCAGAAGAAGGCCAUCAUGGACAUUCACAUGGUGGAGACGAGGAUGCACAUCAUGGACAUACACAUGGAGGAUUUGGUCAUUCACAUGGGGAACAGAUGGCUCAUGGGCAUUCGCAUGAAUCUACUGGUCAAAAGUAUACUCAGUUUCCUCCUCCACACUACAAUGAUGGAGUUGAUGAUGACGAUGAAGUUGGGUUAGCACCACCAUUUAGUGUAGUAUCUUACGCAUUAUUAUCAACAUUAGCAAUUAGUUUAGCUCCCGUUGUCGUUCUCCUAGUCUUACCGGUUCAUAAUGAAAAUUCUUUAAAAAUUUUAUUAAGUUUUGCAUCUGGUGGUUUGUUGGGUGAUGCAUUUUUACAUUUAAUACCACAUGCUGUAUCAUCGUACCAAACUGAUGGUACAGGUCACGGGCACACUCAUUCACAUUCACAUUCGUCAUCGACAGCAGAGAGUGGCGCUCAUCGUCAUGAUUUAGGAGUAGGAUUAAAUGUAUUAGCCGGAAUAUUCUUCUUUUUAAUUGCGGAAAAACUCGUACGACAUAUCAAAGGUCAUGGACACAGCCAUUCACACACUCACGUUUCUGGAAUUUCCGUAGAGAAAACAUCAAAUAAAAAAGACAAACACAGUAGUGACGAUGAGCAUAAAAACGAAGAUAUAGGAACAACGGAUGAUAACAAUAAAAGUAAAACGAAAAAAACAAAAGAAGGAAGUGACGAAGGUUUAAAGUCACGAAAAACAACAGUAACACAACCAAAAAGCUUGACGAAGGAAAAACAAUCUGUAGUGUCGAAAAAAGAACAUGAACAUACAAAUGGUACGGAUGAAAAUAAUAUUGCUGUUGCCUAUGUAUAUAAAUAUCUAAAUUUAGAUGUUGUUAAUGAAAUAAAAAUAUCGGGUUAUUUGAAUUUGUUUGCUGACGCUCUACACAAUUUCACGGAUGGCUUAGCAAUUGGAUCAUCUUAUAUAGCAGGACAAAGUGUUGGUCUCGUCACAACAUUUGCUGUUCUUCUUCAUGAAAUUCCACAUGAAGUUGGUGAUUAUGCUAUUUUAGUACAAAAUGGUUGUAGUAGAAAAAAGGCCAUGUUAUUACAAUUGUUAACUGCUGUUGGUGCAUUUCUGGGCUGUUUAGUUGGUCUUUUAUUUCAUUCGACGGGUGCAGAUCUAUUUGCUACACAAACAUUUUUACCAUUUACAGCUGGUGGUUUCAUUUAUAUUGCUACUGUCUCCGUUAUACCAGAAUUAUUAAAAACAAAUGUUGGUUUGAAACAAUCAGUGUAUGAAAUCGUAGCAUUGGUUGUUGGUGUACUCAUUAUGAUAGGUGUUACCUUUAUUGAAUAG
This is a messenger RNA of Didymodactylos carnosus, 1518 nucleotides long. NCBI's taxonomy places the organism in Eukaryota, Metazoa, Rotifera, Eurotatoria, Philodinida, Philodinidae. The record is from the annotation of a GenBank genome assembly.